Messenger RNA from Fonsecaea monophora, 1338 nucleotides. RefSeq lists its product as hypothetical. The transcript has a single exon. The coding region runs from base 1 to 1338 and encodes 445 amino acids. The record is from RefSeq and is a predicted model, not a curated record. NCBI's taxonomy places the organism in Eukaryota, Fungi, Ascomycota, Eurotiomycetes, Chaetothyriales, Herpotrichiellaceae.
AUGAACGCUCACGUCACCGAGGACGACGACGACAAUAGCGACCUCCUCGGCGACGUGGCAGGCCACAUAUCUGAACACUCAACAGACGAAGGUAGCGACUCUGAAGAAUCCCAUGCGGGUGAGCCUUCUUCGACACGAACACGUCGACGCCACCCGGGUGGUGACGAGGACCCGGCAAAAGCUCGACUCCUGGAACACCUGCAGUCACAGCUACACAGCCUCACGCUCGAAGCCGAGACGGUCCUCUCCCAACAGCCGCGGAGCACACAGACGACCCUGGCGGCGCAGACCAAGGGCCUCUUUGACGGGUACAAGCACUAUGGCUCCAUGGCGCGGCUCAAGGUCGGGAUCGAAAAGUUCUUCAGAGUAGGGGACGAGAAGGGCAAAGUGUGUUUUGAGAAGGAAGAGCGAGAGGAGGACAAGGAAAUCAUCACCAAGGACGGUCAAAAAUCCGCGACCGCAUCAUCAUCAUCCCCCGCUGCCGCCCCCGAGGCCAAAAGACCGGCUCAUUAUGGCGAGGCGUUCAUGCUCAAUGGGACCGAAGACGACGACAUGCCCAAAUUCGACGCAAAGCUGGCAUUCCCCACGACGGCGACGCGCAUCGCGCGAGACCCCGAGACGGCGGACACGGAGACAGACACGACCAUGCACCCCCUGCGGACGACCGACCCGGACUCGGUACCCUACGUGACGACGCUGCCGUGGGACCCAAUCGCCACGAAGAUCAGCUGGCCGGACGACCGGACGUGGCCGCCGGGCAUGCUGGGGAACAUGAACACGAUCCUGAGCGUCGAGGACGCGGCGGCCCGCGAGCGCCUCUUCCACCACGUGUCCAAGUACGGGCCCGCGCCCGUGUUCCGGGUCGGUAUCGCCGAGCACCUGCGCAGCGAGUACGCGACCGUCUUCGAGUCCGGGCGCGACCACUACCUGGGGCUGACGCCCGAGACGCGCAUUUUUCUGCGCGGCGUGUACAGUCGCCAGCGACACAUCAACCGCGCCGAGCGCCGCCUGCUGGCCCUCGCGUGCCGCGUCGCCCAGGACUCGGUCCAGAUGUUCUGGGAGGACGCGGCCGACGCGCUGCGCGGCUACGACGCCAUGCGCAUCUUCAUGGCCGCCAGGGAGGUCGAGCGCGACGCCGAGGCCAGAAAGACCCAGGCCGACAGGCGCAGGGCCGACGUGCUCAAGGAACACAUCGACCGGUUCAACAGGGGGUUUGGCUCGGCGGGUCGCAAUGCUGGAUACUCGAGCGCCGAACCCGCCCAAGUUGCGACACCGUCCGGCGAACCUGCGACAAAGGCAACAGCCCAGGCUGGUGGUCAUUCUGAAGAAGAGACUUGA